Messenger RNA from Ixodes scapularis (black-legged tick), 639 nucleotides. RefSeq names its product protein BUD31 homolog (gene l(1)10Bb). Lineage: Eukaryota; Metazoa; Arthropoda; Arachnida; Ixodida; Ixodidae. The coding region runs from base 114 to 548 and encodes 144 amino acids. The transcript is spliced from 4 exons. Gene Ontology annotation, biological process: mRNA splicing, via spliceosome. The record is from RefSeq and is a predicted model, not a curated record. Gene Ontology annotation, cellular component: spliceosomal complex; nucleus.
GCCAGUGCCAGUCGUAGCCAGGCGAUGCGCAUUUAGAUCAGUAGUAGUUUACUGACUCUGUUAUUUCUCCUAAAUAAAACAAACAAAAAGAGUUUAUUCGAGAGUCGUCGAGCAUGGGUAAAGUCCGCCGGAGCAAGAAACCACCUCCGGAAGGCUGGGAGCUCAUCGAACCUACUUUGGACGAGCUGGAACAGAAGAUGCGGGAAUGCGAGACGGAAUCACACGAGGGCAAGCGGAAAGUGGAGUCACUGUGGCCCAUAUUCAAGAUCCACCACCAAAAGUCGAGAUACGUGUUCGACCUGUUUCACAAAAGGAAGGCCAUCAGUAAAGAGCUGUUUGAGUACUGCAUCAAGGAGGGCCUGGCCGACCGCAACCUGAUGGCCAAGUGGAAGAAGCAGGGCUACGAGAACCUGUGCUGCCUGCGCUGCAUCCAGACGAGGGACACCAACUUCGGGACCAACUGCAUCUGCCGUGUGCCCAAAGGAAAGCUGGAAGAGGGCAAGAUUGUAGAGUGCGUCCACUGCGGAUGUAGAGGCUGUUCGGGAUGAAGAACGCUGCAAGAAUCGACAUCAACCUCCUCACAUACUAAACACAACUGACAAGACAGAAGAGAAACAAUAAACAUGAUGCGAAUGUAAA